Messenger RNA from Scutellospora calospora, 139 nucleotides. The record is from the annotation of a GenBank genome assembly. Lineage: Eukaryota; Fungi; Glomeromycota; Glomeromycetes; Diversisporales; Gigasporaceae.
AAUACAAUAUUAGAUACAGAGUAUCCUGCUUCACAGACAGCAAAAAGGAAACUAUCAAAAAAGUCUGAUAUAAAUCUUUCGAAUGAAAUUAUAAUAGAAAUAUUUCAACAUUUACGAAUACAAAAUAAAAGAUUAUAUG